GACACGCGUUUACACGGGAAGCAACAUGGACUGUUGAAGCUAAUGGUGAUGGCAGGUGCCAAGCUAUAGAGGAAAACCCGAAUAAUAUCAGUAACAUGACACGCGCUGGCUGCUAAUGAAUUGCCUACUGGGUACUUAUGAGGAUUAUGGCAGAUUUUAAUAUUCCACAGAAAGACUGGUACUCAAUACUCGGUGCUAACCCGACCGAUGACAUACAAGACAUAAAGCAGAAGUAUCAGAAACUGAUCCUAAUGUUUCACCCAGACAAGCAGAAGCCUGGCCUAUCUGAAGGGGAGGCGGAGCAGCUCCUGCAAAAAUUCAUUGAUGUAGACCAGGCUUGGAAGAUUUUGAGUGACGAGAAGAGCAGGAAGGAGUACAACCUGCAGAUGCGAGCAUGUGAACUGAAGCAGAGUUGGCCAGUGGAUGCUCAUGUAACACUGGAUGACAUGAACUGGGAUACAGAUGCCGAGUGUUAUACGUACAGCUGUCGGUGUGGUGGAGAAUUCGUCUUGUAUCAAGAAGACACACAGGAAGCGGAAACAGUCGUGUGCUGCGAUUCCUGUUCGCUCAGCAUUGAAGUUCAGAAGGUUACUUGAUUCUUUUGGAUACUUCCUGCAAGGUUUUGAUUGGACAAAUAUUGAACUCUCUUUUUUUGAAAACAUAUGGGAGAUAUGGGACAAAUAGACACAACAAAUGCUAUAUUUUAACUAUAAGGAUCGCUGCUCAACCUCUAGCAAGGAAUUUGCAGUUAUGCUGAUCGGAGAGGAUGUCAUAAAAAAUGGUUUGCGUAUGGUGAUAUUUAAAAUGGUGUUCAUUUGUAACCAUAAGCCUGCAGAUUUUACAGUGCAUCGUAUGUCGGAGAUGUAAAAUAUCAAAAUUUAGGGCAUUUUAUAAAUUAAAAUAUUUAUUAAUAAUGCAAAUAACAUUUUCUUGCAAAGCAUCGCUUCCUUAAAAGGUAUAGUUCACCAGUUUUAUAAUUUACUGUCUCUCAAAUUGUUCCAAACUUGUAUAAAAGUAUUGUUCUGCUAAAGACAAAUAUAGAUAUCUAUAACAAAUCAGAUCUGGGACACCAUUCACUUUCAUAGUAUUAUUUUUUCCUACUAUGGAAGUCAUUGGUGCCCCAGAUCUAAUUGGUUUCAAACAUUUAUUAAAAUAUCUUAAUUUUUAUUUAGCAGAACAAAGAAAUGUAUACAAGUUUGAAACACCAUGGAAGUAAGAAAGUCAUGCAAGUUUGGAAUGAAAUAAGGGUGAGUAGAUGAUGUCAGAAUUACCACUUGUUAUCCAGUCAGUCUGUGAAAACCCAAAGUGAUUUUUUUGUGAUUUGGUGUUUUCUACAUUAAUGAUCUUGCGUAAUGUUAAGACCAUUCUGUGAAAAUCUAACCUUAAUAUCUUUAUUAUUGAUUGAGUGCGAUCAUGUCAGUAAGAUUGAAAUCAAUGUGAAAUCAAUGAUGGAAAUCAAACUAAAAUAAUUAAUUAUAUCAAGACUUUAGCCUAGACAGGGUCACAUUUUUGGUGACAACUUUUUUAAAUGUCUCUACAUGCAGUAUGUCUUGUAUAUAGAAUGAAAAGCUUAACGUAGCUGCCCAUGUUAUGAAAAAUAGUCUAAGAUAUUGUAUAACAUAUAACCAUGGAGGCAUGGACCAGUCAUAAGGGCCAAAUUUUCAGCUUUCCAUUGAUGUACAGUUUGUUAGGAUAGGACAAUAUU
This is a messenger RNA of Paramisgurnus dabryanus, 1705 nucleotides long. RefSeq names its product DnaJ (Hsp40) homolog, subfamily C, member 24 (gene dnajc24). NCBI's taxonomy places the organism in Eukaryota, Metazoa, Chordata, Actinopteri, Cypriniformes, Cobitidae. Gene Ontology annotation, biological process: positive regulation of ATP-dependent activity. Gene Ontology annotation, molecular function: ATPase activator activity; ferrous iron binding. The record is from RefSeq and is a predicted model, not a curated record.